This is a messenger RNA of Ictalurus furcatus (blue catfish), 5889 nucleotides long. RefSeq names its product kinesin family member 1Ab (gene kif1ab). The record is from RefSeq and is a predicted model, not a curated record. Gene Ontology annotation, molecular function: microtubule motor activity; microtubule binding; ATP binding. Gene Ontology annotation, biological process: microtubule-based movement. The coding region runs from base 143 to 5485 and encodes 1780 amino acids. The transcript has 48 exons. NCBI's taxonomy places the organism in Eukaryota, Metazoa, Chordata, Actinopteri, Siluriformes, Ictaluridae.
GAAAACAAGGCAGACGAAGACGACAGGCUCAAUGGAAUAACAUCCAGCGCCAGAAGGCUCCCCGGGACUUUCGCCAUCACGGAGAUUGGGUGGAACUCAGCCUGCGUUUCUCCUUCACCUGCAGCUCUAAACGUUUCUCAUCAUGGCUGGAGCGUCGGUGAAAGUGGCCGUAAGGGUUCGACCCUUCAACUCCAGAGAGAUCAACAAAGAGAGCAAGUGCAUUAUUCAGAUGUCGGGGAACACCACCACGAUCAUCAACCCUAAACAACCGAAAGAGAACAAGAGCUUCAACUUUGACUAUUCAUACUGGUCUCACACAUCGCCGGAGGAUGUUAACUACGCCUGUCAGAAACAGGUGUACAAGGACAUUGGCGAGGAAAUGCUGCUUCACGCAUUCGAAGGCUACAAUGUCUGCAUCUUUGCGUACGGCCAGACCGGAGCGGGAAAAUCCUACACCAUGAUGGGCAAACAGGAGAAAGACCAACAGGGCAUAAUACCUCUGCUCUGUGAAGAUCUAUUCACCAAGAUUAGUGACAACGGAGACAAUAACAUGUCCUACUCUGUGGAGGUCAGUUAUAUGGAGAUCUACUGUGAGCGAGUGAGAGAUCUGCUGAACCCAAAGAAUAAAGGAAACCUGCGUGUGAGAGAGCAUCCCCUCAUGGGGCCGUACGUGGAAGAUCUGUCCAAGAUGGCCGUCACGUCCUACAACGACAUCCAGGACCUGAUGGACUCGGGCAACAAAGCCAGAACCGUAGCAGCUACGAACAUGAACGAGACGAGCAGCCGCUCUCACGCCGUCUUUAACAUCAUCUUCACACAGAAGCGCUUUGACUGUGACACGGACAACACCUUGGAAAAGGUCAGCAAAAUCAGCCUGGUGGACUUGGCAGGCAGUGAGAGAGCCGACUCAACCGGAGCCAAAGGCACCAGACUGAAGGAAGGAGCAAACAUUAAUAAAUCCCUGACCACACUGGGCAAAGUGAUUUCUGCUUUAGCUGAAGUGGACUCGUUACCAAACAAGAACAAGAAGAAGAAGAAGGCGGAAAGCUUCAUCCCCUACAGAGACUCUGUACUCACCUGGCUGCUCAGGGAAAACCUGGGUGGAAACUCGCGUACUGCCAUGGUAGCAGCUCUGAGUCCUGCAGAUAUUAACUAUGAUGAGACCCUCAGCACUCUCAGAUAUGCUGAUCGUGCGAAGCAGAUUCGUUGUAACGCUGUCAUUAAUGAAGACCCCAACAACCGUUUGGUGCGUGAGCUGAAGGAGGAAGUGGCUCGUCUGAAGGACCUGCUGUACGCCCAAGGCCUCGGCGAUAUCAUAGAGACCUAUCGAGCUACUGGUCCUGGAAUACCUGCUCUGAAAUACUUGUCCAGCUACAGCGCUAAUAUGAAUAAUCUCUGGGCUGUCAAUCAAAGCCGUGAUCUCUUCACAGUGACCAAUGCGAUGACAGGGAUGAGUCCCUCUCCCUCGCUCUCGGCUCUCUCCAGUCGUGCCGGAUCCAUCAGCAACUUACACGACCGGAUCAUAUUCACCCCCGGCAGCGAGGAAGCCAUCGAGAGGCUUAAGGAAACAGAGAAGAUCAUUGCAGAGCUCAAUGAGACGUGGGAGGAGAAACUGCGGCGCACUGAGGCCAUCAGAAUGGAGAGGGAGGCUCUUCUGGCUGAAAUGGGCGUGGCCAUGAGGGAAGAUGGAGGCACGGUCGGAGUGUUUUCACCCAAAAAGACGCCUCAUCUGGUCAAUUUGAAUGAAGACCCGCUGAUGUCUGAAUGUUUGCUGUACUACAUCAAAGACGGAAUCACCAAGGUGGGCCGUGAUGAUGCUAGCUGUAGGCAGGACAUUGUCCUGAGUGGACACUUCAUUAAAGAAGAGCACUGCAUCUUCACGAGCAGCACCGGACCUUCAGGAGAGGGAGUGGUGGUACUGGAGCCGUGUGAGGACUCAGAGACGUACGUCAACGGCAAGAGAGUGACUGAGCCCACAGUUCUCAGAUCAGGGAACCGUAUCAUUAUGGGAAAGAGCCAUGUGUUCCGAUUUAAUGACCCGGAGCAGGCAAGGCAGGAACGCGAGAGGACGCCAUGUGCCGAGACCCCCAUGGAGCCCGUGGACUGGGCCUUCGCUCAGAGGGAGCUUCUGGAGAAACAGGGCAUAGACAUGAAACAGGAGAUGGAGCAGAGACUGCAGGAGCUAGAGGAUCAGUACCGCAGAGAGCGAGAGGAGGCGAGCAACCUUCUGGAGCAGCAGAGACUGGACUAUGAGAGUAAGCUGGAGGCUCUUCAGAGGCAGGUCGACUCCCGAUAUUACCCAGAAACCACAGAAGAGGAAGAGGAACUGGAAGAAGAUGUGCCGUGGACUAAGCAUGAAACCGAGCUGGCACUCUGGGGUUUCCGGAAAUGGCGCUUCUACCAGUUCACCUCACUGCGGGACCUGCUGUGGGGCAAUGCCAUUUUCCUCAAAGAGGCCAACGCCAUCAGCGUCGAGCUCAAGAAGAAGGUUCAGUUCCAGUUUGUUUUACUGACGGACACGCUUUACUCUCCGCUCCCUCCUGAUCUCCUGCCUCCCAGCGUGGCUAAAGACCGUGAGAAGAGACCUUUCCCUCGCACUAUCGUAGCUGUAGAGGUGCAGGAUCAGAAGAACGGAGCCACUCAUUACUGGACCUUAGAUAAAUUAAGGCAGAGGUUGGAUCUGAUGAGGGAGAUGUACGACCGAGCAGCUGAUAUUCCCAGCAGCACCGUGGAUGACUGUGACCACGCCCUGACCGGCGGUGACCCCUUCUAUGAUCGCUUCCCCUGGUUCCGCCUGGUUGGGAGCACUCCCAUUCUGAACACGUGCAUGAGCGAGCGCAUGAGAGACCCCUCCCCCUCCCCCACCCUCUCCGAGCCCGACUCGGACGUAACCGAGCUCGCAGACGAGCGGCAUUAUGGGAAGGAGGAGGAGGAGGAGUUGGAGGACCUGGACGAUGAGAUCAGUGUGGAGGAGGGCCAUCAGUGCCGAGGCCAGGACCCCUUUUACGACCGCUGGCCUCUGUUCUGUUUAGUGGGAAGGGCAUUUGUGUACCUGAGUAACCUGCUGUACCCUGUCCCUCUGGUGCACCGUGUGGCGAUAGUGAGUGAGAAAGGCGAGGUGAAGGGUUUCCUCCGGGUCGCCGUGCAGGCCGUCUCAGCUGAUGAAGAAGCUCCAGAUUACGGCUCGGGCGUCAGACAGUCAGGAACGGCUAAGAUCUCAUUUGAGGAUCAGCAGUUCGAGAAGUUUCAGACAGAGUCGUGUGUAGGUGGGAUGUCUCACUCUAACACGUCUCAGGAGGAACUGCGCAUCGUAGAGGGAGAAGGACAAAAUGCUGAACCGAGUCUCUCAGCCGACGAGGUCAACAACAACACAUGCACAAUCACCCCGGAUGUCCCUGGCAGUCCUCAGAAGGAAGGUGUGGAGGGUGUAGCGGAUGCCGUACAGGAACAAACACUUUCACACCUGAAGAUUGGAAGCAGCUUCACCUUCAGAGUCACCGUCCUGCAGGCGUCCAGCAUCUCCGCCGAGUACGCUGACAUCUUCUGCCAGUUCAACUUCAUCCACCGGCAUGAUGAGGCGUUUUCCACAGAGCCGCUGAAGAACACGGGCCGAGGGCCGCCACUGGGCUUCUACCACGUCCAGAACAUCACGGUGGACGUGACUAAAUCGUUUGUGGAAUACAUUAAGACUCAGCCCAUAGUGUUCGAGGUGUUUGGACAUUAUCAGAAGCAGCCAUUCCCUCCUCUGUGUAAAGACCUCAUCAGUCCUCUGCGUCCAUCGAGACGUCAGUUCCCUCGCGUCAUGCCUUUGUCCAAACCAGUUCCGGCGACUAAGCUGAGUGCGAUGGCUCGCUCCUCGGCCGGUCCGUGUCACUGUAAAUACGACCUGAUGGUGUUCUUUGAGAUCUGUGAGCUGGAGGCUAACGGCGACUACAUCCCGGCCGUGGUCGAUCACAGGGUGGGAAUGCCCUGCCAUGGAACCUUCCUGCUGCACCAGGGCAUCCAGAGGAGGAUCAGAGUGACUAUAGCUCAUGAGACAGGACAUGACAUCGUAUGGAAGGAAGUGAAGGAGCUCGUUAUCGGUCGAAUCCGUAACACACCUGAAGCUGACGAGACCAUCAUCGACCCCAACAUCCUGUCCCUCAACAUCCUCUCUUCCAGCUACCUUAAACCUUCUUACGAAGACAGGACGUUUUAUCGGUUCGAGGCGGCGUGGGACAGCUCCAUGCACAACUCCCUGCUCCUGAACCGGGUCACGCCAUACGGAGAGAAAAUCUACAUCACUCUCUCAGCGUACCUCGCGAUGGAGAACUGCAACCAGCCUACGGUCAUCACCAAAGACUUCUGCAUGGUGUUCUACUCGAGAGACGCCAAGCUUCCUGCGUCACGCUCCAUCCGGAACCUGUUCAGCACCGGAGCUCUCAGGCCCUUAGAGGGUAAUCGUGUGACUGGAGUGUAUGAGCUCAGCCUGUGCCAUCUGGCGGAUGUUGGAAGUCCAGGAAUGCAGAGGAGGCGUCGGCGUGUGUUGGACACCUCAGUGGCGUACGUUCGUGGUGAGGAGAACCUCGCUGGGUGGAGGCCUCGCAGUGACAGUCUCAUCCUGGAUCAUCAGUGGGAGUUGGAGAAGCUCAGUCUCCUGCAAGAGGUGGAGAAGACGAGACACUACCUGCUGUUGAGAGAGAAGCUGGAAGCGUCUGUUUUGCUGAGUCAGGAGUCUCUGUGCAGUAAAGACCUGAUGGAGUCGCCCAAAUCCCCAAGUCCCAAUUUGGCAGGCAGCCCCAUUCUGGAUGGAACCAAUGAGAGACAAAGGGAGCUGGCUGCCAAGUGUCUACGACUGCUCAUGCACACCUUUGACAGGCAGUACAGCCAGGUGAGCUGCAGUGCCAGUGAGAGCAAGCUGUCGGAGAUGUCGGCAUCUCUGCUGAGAGACACGUCCUCCUCUGCGCUGAGCUCACUCACUCCAUCCACUACCUGUCCUUCUCUGGUGGACGGUCACUAUGGAAACCUCGACCUCAGUGGUGCAGAGGCUCACUCUGGAGCCUCCAGUCCGGAUUUGGACCCGUUCAGUCCUGAGGAGAGGAAACCCCGAAACUGCACCUUCGUCCCCAACAUCCAAGAGAUCCGUGUCAGCCCCAUAGUGUCUAAGAAAGGCUACCUGCACUUCCUGGAGCCUCACACCAGUGGCUGGGUGAAGCGUUAUGUGGUGGUGCGGCGUCCGUACGUCUAUCUGUACCGCAGCGAGAGAGACAGCGUGGAGAGAGCCGUCAUUAACCUGUCCUCCGCCCAGGUGGAGUACAGCGAGGAGCAGCACGGCCUCCUGAGGACCCCGAACGCGUUUGCGGUGGUCACUGAGCAUCGUGGGAUCCUCCUGCAGGCCAGCAGCGAUAAAGAAAUGCACGACUGGCUCUACGCUUUCAACCCACUGCUGGCGGGAACCAUCAGGUCGAAACUCUCCAGGACAAAAUCCGCUCAGAUGAGGAUGUAAACGAAACGCUGACGAUCCUCCAUCUGAGCUUAAACGCAGAAACUCAACACACUCCUGUGCUGUAAAUACUGGUGUGAAGAUAAUAAUAAUAGCCUGUGCCUGCCUCCCCCUCUACUGCCCCUCUGCCUCUGUGUGUGUGUGUGUGUGUGUGUGUGAGAGAGAGAGAGAGAGAGAGAGAGAGUGAAAGAGAGUGUGAGAGAGUAUAAAUGAGUAUGAAUUUAUGGGUAUGUCACUAGCAAAAGUCCUAAGUACUGUAACUCGCGUAACCGCGUUAAAAAUCUCGCUUCUUAGUGAUAAUUAUGAUAAAAAAUCAGCACCAUACGAAACGCCUCUGUUUUAAAAUGUAAAGAGUUUAGCUGCUGUAAAUGCGACACAAUGCUGCAUAUAUAUAUAUAUAUAUAUAU